Molecule: messenger RNA, 1449 nt
Organism: Lycium barbarum (goji berry)
Lineage: Eukaryota; Viridiplantae; Streptophyta; Magnoliopsida; Solanales; Solanaceae
Exons: 1
Coding region: 1-1449 (482 amino acids)
Source: RefSeq, a predicted model, not a curated record
AUGCUUAUAUCUCUGUCUGCCAAAAAUAAUUUGGGAAUAAUUAAUGGACGUAGCCCUAAACCUGAGGAGAAUUCACCUUACUAUCCCUAUUGGGAGAGGUGCAACAAUAUGGUAAUUGCUUGGAUAACUAACUCCCUCUCUAGAAAUAUUGCACAUAGUGUGUUGGGUUAUGACACUACUGAAGAAAUCUGGGCAGAUAUCAAUGAUAGAUUUGGUCAAUCGAAUGGAUCAAUGUUUAUUCAAAUUCAAAGAGAGAUUGGGUCUAUUUCUCAGGGUAACCUAUACAUAGCUUCUUAUUUUACCAAAAUGCGCAGUCUCUGGGAUGAGAUGCGUACUGCAUAUGUAGGUCCUGUUUGUUCCUGUGGUGCAUUACCAAAAUUUUUAGAAGAGUUAAAACUUUUCCAAUUUCUAGCUGGACUGAAUGAGUCCUACUCCACAGUUAAAAGUCACAUUAUGAUGAUGUCUCCUUUACCAUCUGUAAGCAAAGCAUAUUCAAUGCUGCAGCAUGAUGAAAAACAGAGGGAAAACUUCCCACCCAUAGGUUUUUCAACAGAUUCAGCCUCUUUUUCUGCAUCUUCUUCUUCCACUCCUGCAUCUCAUGGUGGAUACAGACCUGGUGGUCAGAAAAAAUCCAAAUUCCCUAGUGGUUCAACUGGUAAUCAAAAGUCAUUCCCACAAAGAGUACAAUUCCCAUCUAGUUCACCUAGCUCCACUUUAAUGUGUAGAUAUUGUAAGAGGUCAGGGCACACUAUAGAGAAAUGUCAUAGACUUCAUGGGUAUCCAGAUGACUUCGAGUUCAAUAACAACCGUAGGAAAACUGCCUCUUGUGUUCAAGUGGACAAUCCUGCUUCUCCAUCAUCUUUUCAAGAGUCAUCUUCUGGUGGUAUGUCCAUUCAUGGGUUGACACUAGAGCAACAUCAUGAUCUCAUCCAACACAUACAACAUACUCAUGUCACACCCAAUACCACAAAUGGUGAGAUGUCUGGUGCCCCACAUGGAUAUGCCCAUUUUGCAGGUUUGUUUUGCAGUUCUGUUCUUAAUUCUGUGGAUUUUAAAUUUUGUGCUUUAUCUCAAAUCAGUGUUGACACUUGGAUAUUAGACUCAGGAGCUACCAACCACAUGACCCCUCACAAACACCUUCUCCAAAAUAUUCUUCCCUUACCUAAACUAGUCUUAAUUAUUUUACCUAAUAGGUAUAAAGUUAAAAUAGUAUCUACAGGUUCCUUACAUCUAAGACCUGACAUCACCCUAUUAAAUGUCCUGCUUGUUCCUUCUUUCCAAUUUAAUUUGAUUUCCAUUUACCAGUUACUUGUUCAGCUCCAUUGUCAUGCAUUACUUACUACUUCCAAUAUUUUCAUACAGGGCCCUUCUCUGAAGAGGCCAUUGGCAAUUGGUAAGGCUGACAAUGGGUUGUAUUUUCUGGACCUCACCUCAUCUUCUUCACUUUAA